CAUUACGAGUUAAAUAUUUAUAGCAUUUCAUUUUCGUAAUUUAUAUAAGUAUAUGUAACGGUUAACUGCGCAACAAUGUCCCAUAAACAUGAGCAGAAGCAGGAUCGACAUCAGAUCACUUGGUCUUGGACGAGCAAUGACAGAUUUUACAACAAUAAAGAAUAACGGUUUCAUCAUUUUUACCUUUCACAAACGCGUUUUCACAUUCCCUUCGACUUUCGAUAGUAGUCCGUGUCGUGUCAACGAAAAGGCGCGCGCGUGAGGUAAUACAUACAUACAUACAAGUCAAUGCCGAUUUUCAUAAAAACAACUUUAUUAUGGAUGGAUUGGCGGAACAGGAAAUAUGGUAGCAGUGAAGAUAAAACCGUAGACAUUCUCAUUGGUCCCAACCCAAGUAGUUCCAAGUUCGAGAGCCCCUGCAAUAAUCGCAACGCGCAUCGUCGAUGUUAAUUCGUAUGGAUUCGUAUUUCGUGACGGUAUUUUCGGGAAUAAAAGUCAAUUUUUGCUGUUUGAGGUCUAUUUAAAUAUAAACGUUGAUCUCAGCCAGCUGAAGUAAUCGCGAAUAUACAGGAAUGUUUAGGAUGCGGUAUGUUGACCGACGACGACGACGACGAGUGAUCCGUUAACCGUGAUAAACCGUUCGAACCUAAACGUCGAAAGACCAUUUGCUACCAUUAAUUGACAUUAUUAUACUCGUGCAACGUAAGAAUGAAUCUUCGCUCGUGACACGUUCAAAGAACUUAAUUGAAAAGAGUCCGAGCGGCGUAUUUGGUUGUCGCGCACGAUCGUGUCGGGAUGGGAUUUUCCUCGAGCUUGCAAGGGCAGUCUUCGCACGAGGCGUUACUAGCUCGUCAGGAUGCCGAGAUCAAGCUACUCGAAACGAUGAGACGGUGCCUGACGAUUAAAGUCAAGUCGGAUCGCGAGUAUGCUUCGACGAUCGCCUCUCUGACGACGCAAGGGAAAAAGAUCGAGCGUAACGAGGAUCUCGUCGGUAGCCUGAUAGCCCAGAGUUGGAAGGACAUUAUGGACUCUAUCGAUCAAACCGCCAAAUUGAUCAAGCAGCAGGCAGAUUCGAUAGAAAGCAUAGUGAUCGAACAUGUCACGACGCUAUGUUCCGAAAGAAGGAGAGCCAGAAAACUGUAUCAGGAAGAACAGACAUGGUUGAAUAAUCAGUUUCAACAGUUAACAGAAGAAGUUGCCAGGAAGAAGAUGGAGUAUCAGAAGAAUCUGGAGAUGUACAAGUUAAUGAGAUCUCGUUUCGAAGAACAUUACAUAAAAUCUGGCAGAGUCGGCAGAAAGUUGGACGAAGUAAGAGAGAAAUAUCAAAAAGCCUGCAGAAAAUUGCAUCUUACUCACAACGAAUACGUGUUGCUGUUGGGUGCCGUGACGGAGUGUGAACACGAUCUAAGAACUUGUUAUUUACCAAGUCUGCUUCACAGACAACAGACGAUUCAGCAAGAGUUUGUAACUUCGUGGAAAACCAUACUUCAGGAUAUAGUGAAGUAUUCUGAUUUUACGACAGAUCAAUUUCAAGAGAUACACCAACGAAUGCAGAAGGCUGUAGAUUGUGUGAAACCCGUAGACGAAUACAGGGACUUUAUAGGAAAGCACAGAACGCGGCCAACGUCACCGAUCAGGUUUACUUUCGACGAGAAUCUUGUAGACGAUACUUCGGGGAAAUUAUUGCCAAAUAAAUUGACGGUAGAUAAUUUGACCAUCGAUUGGCUGCGGAAUCGGUUAACGGAAUUGGAAAACUUUUUGAAAGCCACGCAGCAGCAACAGAAUCGACAGAAUCCUCAAUAUCCUUUGGAAAAUAAUACCGAUUCCAAAACGUCAGGCUUGGACUAUUCUCGCGAGAGGGAAGAGUUACGGUUACGAUGUCACGAGAAAAAGCUUCAGCGGCAAGUCGAAGUGAUUCGAGCUGCAUUGAACGAGCUAGGAUGCGAGGAAUUGCCGCUCGGAUACGAUCUGUCAAUGGAAACUUCUUUCACCGAUUCACCCUCUAUGAGCAGUAGCAAGAAAAAUGCGGCAGAUAUCGGUUUCUUUACCGUACGAAGGAAUCAACGAUUCAUGACAAUAUUUAAAUCACCCUUCAAAUCGUUACCCGUUAUGAUGACGAUACAAAAUGGUACAAAAGUUGGAACGGUUAGAUCGAAUAGCGAAGGUCCUGCUUCGAACGCGGAUAACAUUCUACCAGUUGUACCGUUUCGUGGAAUUUCAAACUUGACGGCUAAUCAAAAGGGAAACGGCGAUCUUAUGGAAGAGGAAUGGUUUCAUGGCGUAUUGCCGAGAGAAGAAGUCGUGAGAUUACUCGUGACCGAAGGGGAUUUUUUAGUACGAGAAACGACUAGAAACGACGAGUGCCAAAUAGUUUUAUCAGUUUGCUGGGAUGGACAUAAACAUUUUAUCGUGCAGACCACCCCCGAGGGACAUUACAGAUUCGAAGGUCCCACGUUUCCGUCGAUUCAAGAAUUGAUCAGGCAUCAAUGGUUAUCAGGUUUACCAGUGACCAGUCGAUCCGGAGCCAUCCUCAAGACACCGAUUCCACGCGAACGUUGGGAACUCAACAACGACGAUGUGAUCCUUCUGGAUAAGAUUGGACGGGGCAACUUCGGAGAUGUGUACAAAGCGCAGUUGAAGACUUGUAAGACCGAAGUAGCCGUGAAAACUUGCAAAGUAACGUUACCGGACGAACAAAAGCGUAAAUUUUUACAAGAAGGACGAAUAUUAAAACAGUACGAUCAUCCGAACAUAGUUAAACUCAUCGGGAUUUGUGUUCAGAAGCAGCCCAUUAUGAUCGUGAUGGAACUGGUACCCGGUGGUUCCUUGUUACCAUACUUGAGAAAGAAUGCCAGCGGUAUCACGCAACAGGAACAGCUUCGAAUGUGCAAAGAUGCGGCUGCAGGUAUGCGCUACUUGGAGUCCAAAUAUUGCAUUCACAGAGACUUGGCCGCGCGGAAUUGUCUCGUAGGAUACGAAUCAAUAGUAAAGAUAUCAGAUUUUGGAAUGUCACGUGAGGAGGAAGAGUAUAUAGUUUCGGAUGGUAUGAAACAGAUUCCGAUCAAAUGGACUGCACCGGAGGCGUUGAAUUUUGGCAAAUAUACGUCGCUUUGCGACGUAUGGAGUUACGGAGUUUUAAUGUGGGAGAUAUUUUCUAAAGGCGGUAAUCCGUAUAGCGGAAUGUCGAACUCUCAGGCUCGCGAGAAGAUCGACGCAGGGUAUCGAAUGCCGGCACCGGAAAACACACCCGACGAGAUAUACCGUUUGAUGUUACGGUGUUGGGAAUACGAGCCGGAGAAACGUCCGCAUUUCGACCAGAUCUAUACGGUCGUCGAGACGCUGUCUCAAGCGUAUUUAUAA
Messenger RNA from Ceratina calcarata, 3360 nucleotides. RefSeq names its product tyrosine-protein kinase Fer (gene FER). Gene Ontology annotation, molecular function: non-membrane spanning protein tyrosine kinase activity; ATP binding. The transcript is spliced from 16 exons. Gene Ontology annotation, biological process: peptidyl-tyrosine phosphorylation. The coding region runs from base 796 to 3360 and encodes 854 amino acids. The record is from RefSeq and is a predicted model, not a curated record. Lineage: Eukaryota; Metazoa; Arthropoda; Insecta; Hymenoptera; Apidae.